Messenger RNA from Elgaria multicarinata webbii, 4055 nucleotides. Its product is annotated as mRNA decay activator protein ZFP36-like. The transcript has 2 exons. The record is from RefSeq and is a predicted model, not a curated record. Gene Ontology annotation, molecular function: mRNA binding; metal ion binding. Lineage: Eukaryota; Metazoa; Chordata; Lepidosauria; Squamata; Anguidae. Bases 128 to 1198 code for a protein of 356 amino acids.
GAGAGCAAACAGGCAGCGGGGCUGCCGGAGAAAGCGCCGUACGCACGCACGCACACGGCCCGCCGCUACCCAGCCGCGCCUCCCGAGCCCUCCGCGUAAACGCAGCAGCAGCGCCGCCGCCGCCAUCAUGAGCUCCAUCUUGGACGUGAACACCCUCUACGAGAACCUGCUGAACCUGUCGCUGAAAGAAGAGCCGGAGGCGCCGGGCGCCCUCCUCUCCCGCCGCCACUCGGCCUCCCCUUCGGAGACGCCCUACAGCAGCAGCGACCCCUCCCCGGUGUGGCCCCUCCGCAGCCACUGGAGCCCCGGCAGCGAGCAGCUUCACCCCAUCAGAGAGCUGGGGCGGCGGCGUCCCCCCGUGCGCCCCGACCGGUCGGUCAGCCUCAUUGAGGGCCGGGCCCUCCCCGCGCCCCCGCCGGGCUUCCCGCCCCUCCAGCAGUCGCCUCAGGCCCCGCCCCCCUCGUCCCGCUACAAGACGGAGCUGUGCCGCACCUUCAGCGAGACGGGCAAGUGCAAGUACGGGGCCAAGUGCCAGUUCGCCCACGGCGCCGGGGAGCUGCGCACCGUCAGCCGCCACCCCAAGUACAAGACGGAGCUGUGCCACAAGUUCUACAUCCACGGCGAGUGCCCCUACGGCUCCCGGUGCCACUUCAUCCACUGCCCGGAGGAGGCCCACUUCCACGCCCCGUCUCCCCAGCUCUUGCGCCAGAGCGUCAGCUACUCCGGGGUGCCGGGCCCCCGCCAGGCCUCCCCUUUGCCCGGCCUCCCCGACCCCGCCUCCUUCACCCGCGCCCCGUCAGUCUCGCCGCCCCCCACCUCCGCCGACCUCCUCUCCCCCACCUUCGGCCACCUGAACUCGGACCCCCUGAACUCCUUCCUUUCCACCUUGAGCGACUCGCUGUCUUCCGCGGGCGGCGGCUGCUGCUCGUGCCGCUGCGGACGGCCCGCCAGCCUGGCCGGCCCUUUCCAGACCAGCCGAGACUACUUCUCCGCCGCCCCCGGGACCCCGACCUCUGCCGCCGCCGCCACCCUGCCCAGAACACCGUCCUCCAACUCCCUCUCCGACCCCGAGAGCUACAGCAGCACCAGCAGCUUGAGCGGAUCGGACUCUCCCGUCUUCGACCUGCAACCCCCCGGCGGGCCGGUGGGGAACACCCAUAGGCUGCCCAUCUUUAACCGCCUCUCGGUCUCGGAGUGAGCGCCAGGGCCCUGGCCGGGGCCUUUCUCAACGUGGCUUUGGGUGGCCGUGUGGGUGGGUGGGUGCUGAGAUGUAUCUGUAUGUACGACCUUCCCUUUUGUGAGGGGGAGGCGCGCCUCAGCCCACCCUCCCUCCCGACACCCCCCGGGUGGCUUCUUCGGAGCGCUCAUUCCAGGUGUUUAAGCAGGGGCAAAGGCAGACCUGGGCUCCUGACACUCUCGCGGUCCAGGCCUUUGCAGACAGGAAGAGGAAGUCAAGGGGGGGCACCUCUUCCCCAGCCCUCCUCCCAGUUCCGGCCUUACAGCGCCCAAGUGUGCCUGGAAAACCCGCUGCCUUUUCGAAAAUGUAAAACCGUUCCGAUUUCUUGCAUUCCGGGCUGCCCAGACGCAAUGUAGUGCCUUAAGCAUGCAUGGAAAGGGGGAAACACCUUCUAUUGGUGUGGUACAGCAGCGGUUGGCAACUUGACCGGCCGGGCGACCCAAGCGGCCUUUCCGUGGGGACGGUGGGCCAGGUUCCCACGCCGUCUCCCCCCUCAGUAUUUACGCUCCCCGACGAUGGCUCCCCUCGUUUUUGUUCCCUGUCUCGGCAGUAGCGAAGACAAAAGCGAGGGGAGGUGGGCCGCUUCAUGAGCAAGCAGCCCCUCGGAACUUACCCACUCACCCAGCCCCGCCACCGAUCAAAGUGAGCAGGGCGUUCGCUCCAGCGCCUUCCCGCUUCUGGAAAGUGAGGGGGAACGGGAGCGGCGCACAGGGAGUAGGGAAUGGAGGGAGGGGGGCGGUCGGAGGGCCGGCUGCAGGCCAGGACAGCCCCACCGCCUUCCGGUUGCUGAUCUCGCCUCUGCUUUCUUAACGUGAGACUGCAUUAUUAUGGGCUGUUGUUGUUUUUAAAAAAUGUGCCUUGUAUCAAAGUGCCACAUUAGAUGUCUUGAGAGAAAGAGAAAAAGCAAAAUAUCUGUGCGGCUAAACAAUCUAUUUAUUCCGCGCCCCGCCCUGCCCCGCUCUCUCAAGGGUAAACGCCUUUUUCUCUCAUCCUGUGAAGUCCUACUAUUUGGAUCCACUGCCUUCCUCCUUUCUCCUCCUCCUCCUCCUCUCCCCUAUUACUCUGUCUCCCCCCACAAUCUACCAAAGUUUUUAGCUGUGCUGAAAUGGGGGGGAGAAGCAGGGCGCUUCUCUUUUUCGGCAUUCUGUGCCUGAGCAUUACACAAGUGAACUUUCGGCUGUCCCAGAUGGCUUCAGGAGAAAACACACGACAGUUUCCCUUCCGAUGUAGCAGAUUCUUUCUUUUCUUUCUGAGAGUUUGCAUAGCAGUUGGAGGGAAAUCUGAGAAGGGCGAAUGAGCCAGGACUUCCAAUCCUGGUAGCUGUUUGUAUGCCUUGUUUUUUUUGUUUGUUUUUACUUAUUUUGAUUUUAAAAUACUUUGUUAUAACAUACUGUGAAUACCCCUCCCCUGUUUAACCCCCAGAUAACAAGGGGUUGCAGGUUUGGAGGAGGGGCAGCUGAGUUUUCAUCUUUCCCUCCACUUCAUUGCCUUUCUUGCCCUAAGGUCUUGGGACCUUAAAGCAGCCUGUAGCAUUUUCAAGGCAGUUCACUUCUUUCUAAAACCUGGGUGCGAAUCCCAUGUCUCAAGUACAGACCCCAGUGAAUUCUCAGGGCGGACUUUUAACGAAAACCACCAGGUUCAAACGUAGUCAGAGACCCGAGUCUGGAACUAACUAGAUGGAUUGAGUUCAAGACAACUUUCCAUUCAGGCCCUUGGCCCAAAGCAGAUAGUUGAGCAGGGUCAAAUUCCCCAUCCCAGCCUAGCCCUGGAUUGUCCUUGCUAAGAGACGAAUCUAUUUAAGAGCCAGGUAAGAUGGGGAUUACAACCCAUAGAAGUUAGGGCUGUUCCAUAGACUAUUUGGACCUGCAUUUGACUGGAUGUACAUCUCCUUGGUCACCCCAGGAUAUGUUUGACACCAUCUGUUAUUCCCAUGAUAAUAACAUCCUUCACUCCAGUCUCUGCUGCGUUUACAGAAUUAUGGGAUCGUUCGGCGACUGGAAGGAGCUGGAAUAAUAUAGUUAGGGGCUCGGAUAAUUAGGGGUUUUUGAAGCCAUUACAUCUGGCUGGUUGUUGUUGUUCUAAUGGGAUAAAAUUGCAGUGGCACUAAGCCUGGACAUGAGGGGGUUCAGAAUUCACCUAAGAUCACAAAGAAGGGAUUCUCUGCUUAUAUUUUAAAGAAAAACACCCCGAAGGGGGAUUGCUGUUGAUUCAUGGUAACCGCCCUGGAUGAACAGUCUAACAAAUCCCUGUUCAGGUAUCUACAGCCAAUGUUGCUUUGUCAAAUCAAUCCAAGCCAUCUGACCUGAAUUGAGACCGUUGUGUGCUUGGUCAUUUUGCACUGAUGACCAUCAGCUACAAAAGACGUAGAACAGCAGAGACCAGAGGGGAACGGGGCGGUGGGUGGUGGGCGAACAGCUUUCUUUUAUAAACCAAUGUUGAUGCUAACCACCUGCAUAUAAUUAUUGUGGGGGGUGUUUUUUUAAAAAUAAAUAAAUAAACCCUCAAUGUUUACCUUGUAAUAAGGCGAUACGCGAACCAAAAUGUCAACUAUUUAUAGACUAUUUAUUCAGAAUUUUAUAUUGUAUUUAUCUUUUUGUAAUAUUCCAAAAUAAUAUAUUAUAUAUAUAUAUAUAUUUUUGUGUGUGAAAUAUGAAAAAGUGAUGUGCUAAAAUUUUAAUUGUUAAUAUGUUUGCAUUUUUUUUCUUUGCUAGAAAAAAAAAAGAAGUUUGCUACUUUUUUUCUGGAACUCAGAAUUUCAGAUAAAAAUAACGGUGCAGCCAACAAGUAAUAAUAACUAGAAUAAAGAAUUCCAAGAUUA